GUGCUCAAAGCUGUUCGGGGGUUUCGGCGCGGCAGCGCCCCUGGCCCCACUGGCCUUCGCGGCGACCAUGUCCGUGAGGCUUUGUCAACCGCCCAUGCCGACGAAGUUACUUACAGCACACCUCACCGAGGUCAUCAGGAUACUAGUGCGCGGCGAGGCCCCGCUCGAGCUCGCUCCGCACCUGGCGGGGGCUACCGAGCAUGCCAUGCCAAAGGGCGGUGACGAUGUUCGCCGGAUUGCAGUGGGCGAGACUUGGCGCCGUCUCGCCGGCAAAUGCCUGUGCUCCUCGCUGCGCGAGGCAGUGGAUGCAGCGCACACCGGCCACGCGGACAAAUGCUUUCUGCAGGUGGACUUUCGGAAUGCUUUCAACACCAUCGACCGAGCGGCCAUGCUCCGUCAAGUCCGCCUGCACAUGCCUGGCCUCGCGCCGCGGGCCGAGUGGUGCUACGACCACCACUCGCGCUUGCUCUUCCACCACUCUCCUCUGCUGUCCGAGGUUCCUGAGCUUACUUUCGCCUUCCUUGAUGAUGCCUGUCUCGCGGGCGGCGCCCCUCAAGUUGCUGCCGGCCUCACCCGCCUCGCGGCCGCAGGUCGGUUGGAACUCUCCCCGAACAAGUGCGUGCUUACCGUCUGCGCGGGACCUGAUGGCACUGUUGACCGGAGAGCCUUCCCGGCCGGCAUCCAGGUGAACCAUACUGGCGCCACUUGCCUGCUGGGGGCGCCUAUCGGGCCACAAGCUUACACGGAGGAAUUCACUCGCACGAAGCGUGUGGAAAAGGCGACCCUUCUUUUGCAGGCUCUGCAGGAGCUGCCCGACCCACAAACCGCGCUCCUCCUCCUCCUUCGCCACUGUGCCGCCUACAGCCGCAUGGUUUUUGCAUUGCGCGUGACGCCGCCCCAACUCUUGGCCGGGGCUGCCUCUGACUUUGACUCGGCCGUCCGGGCCUGCCUUGAGCACUUCUGCACCGGGCCGCUUCCUAGCGAGGCGUGGCUCCAGGCCUCCCUCAGCACAGCCAAUGGCGGCCUGGGUUUGCGGCACGCGGCUCGACACGCACCGGCCGCCUACACUGCCUCUCUGAGUGCCGUGCUGCAGCGUUGUUUGGCUCUUGACCCGUCCUACUUGCCCGCCUGGCCCCUCAACGGCAUAACAGUCACGCCCUUGAGCGGACAUGUGCUCGCUGCCGACCGUCUCCCGACUCCCGUGCCACUUACCGUGCGACAACAGCAGUUGUCCCAGGCACUAGACCGGGCCGCGGUCCAGCAGCUCCUCACACCCGGUCCCAACCGCGAGGCUUUCAGAGCCAACCUGCAGCUGCAACGACAGCCUCGGGCGGGAGCAUGGCUCCAGGCCGUCCCGAGUGAGGCGCUGGGCCUUGCCCUCGCCCCAGACAUCUUCCGUGUGCUGAUCAAGCUCCGCCUACGGCUCCCCGUCGCGACUGAAGACGUGGCCUGCCCACUCUGCGAUGGGGUCGCCGAUAGAUUUGGCGACCACGCCCACAGCUGCCCCUGCGGCGGGGACAGGCCGCCGGUCUGCACCCAGAGGUCGAGAAGCCGGGCCUGCUACCGCCCCGCUCCGAGCAGGACGGUUUGCCGGGUCCGCCAGGGCCCUGGCCGCCGCGCAGCAGACGUCUACGUGCCACUUUGGGGUGUGCAUGGCCCAGCUGCCUUCGACCUUGCCGUUACUGCCGGCCUGCGCCAUGGGAACCUGCAAAGCCUUGUUUUCAAGGGCGCCGACCACGUUGUGCUUGACUACGAAGCUCACAAGCGCAGUCACCUGCAGACGCAGGAUCAAUGCACUGCCCAAGGCCUCCAAUUCAUCCCGUUGGUCGUUGAGUGCCGGGGCGGCUGGGGGCCUGCAGCUGCUAAAGCGUGGCAGGCUCUGGCCGCAGCCAUCGCGGCGCAAACAGGAGAACCUGUCUCAGUGGAAGCCAACCGGCUCUAUGAGACGCUCGCAGUAACGCUACAGCGCGAGAACGCUCGCGCCGUUUUGAGACGCGUCCUGGCGUCAGGGCCAGACCCUGGGCCCGCCGCCCUUUUGGUCGAGCCGUAG
Molecule: messenger RNA, 2050 nt
Organism: Symbiodinium necroappetens
Lineage: Eukaryota; Dinophyceae; Suessiales; Symbiodiniaceae
Source: the annotation of a GenBank genome assembly